ACCAUGAUAAUAUAAUAAAAUGUUAAAUAUUCAAUUGUUAACAAUUCAAUGUUAAGUAUCAGGUAAAUGUUAAGUACCUGAACAGGUAACACUGAGUCUAUGAAUAUUUUCAGUCAGUCCUUCAUUUAUAAGCACUUGUGAUUCUGUGGUUUAGAGUUUCAUCCUGCAUAAGGUUCAUUUAUGAGACAACAUCCACCAGGACUACAUCUGAUCAAAGUGAGUGUGAUAAUAGGUGUUGACGUAACACAUGCUUUGCUUUGUGUGAGAUAACUAUAUUAGGAUCAGCCUGGGGUACAAAAAGCAAUGCAGUUUAGAAAUAGGCAAUAUUUUGAUUACAGAUUAGAAAGAUAGCAAUGUUUUCAGCAAUAUAGUGCAAGUGUUUUGAAGUUUAGUAAAAUCUCAUUCUAGAAAGUCAGCGAUUGACUAAGAAAAAUUUUACUUAAGAAAUAUGAGCUAUUGAAACAAUGGUCUUAUUAUUUUAAGAACAUUGAGAAGCAAUAUACCAAGAUAAUAGGGUACAAUGUUUAAGAGCCAGACUGUGGAACUGGGCUGCCUGGGCUGCCUGUUACUACUAGAAAUUGACUAUGCUGAUCUCGGUCAUUUCACUUGCUGCUGUGGUCUGAAUGUUUGUGUCCUGGCAAAAUUCUUAUGUUGAUACUUAAUCCUCAAUGCAAUAGUAAUAAAAGGUACCCACCUUUUAUUACAUGACCCUUUAGGGGUCAUGAGGGUGGAACUCUUACGAAAGGGAUUAGUGUCCUUGUAAAAGAGGCUUGAGGGAGCUUUUUUGCCCCUUCCAUCAUGUGAAGACACAUAGAAGUCACCAUCUAUGAGAAACAGGCCCUCAUCAGACACUGAAUCUACUGGUGCCUUGAUCUUAAACCUCCCAGCCUCUUGAACUAUGAGUGAUAAACUUAUGUUGUUUAUAAAUUACUCAGUCUAAGGUAUUCUUUAGAGCAGCCUCAAUGGACUAAGACACUUACUUUUACUAGUGCCUCAAUUUCCUCCAUCAUGUGAAAGGGGAUAGUGCCAACUUCAGUAACUUGCUGAAGGUAAUAAAUAACUUUGUUAGCACGAGGCACUUAGAAUUGUGUCUGACUCAUUACAACCCAUAUGUAAAUGCCAGGUAUUAUCAUGAGGGUCAAGACACAAAAUUUCUCUGGCAUUGAGAGGAUCAGCUAUGAUUGAUUUAGCCCUUCCAGGACAAAGAUAAUGGUUAAACAUUGUGGCACUAUUCUACUUCCUUUUUUGCUAAUUAUACAAAACCUAUUCUGAAAGGCACAUUUCAUCGCCUGCUCAGAGGCUCCAGUUGGCGGCCAAGAGUACAUCUCCUUUCAAAUAGCUGGAUUAGGUCCUCAUGCUGCUGUGGUCAUUGCUGGUCAUCUUUGCUGCAGUCACUGAACAGGCAGAUUCGUUGACCCUUGUGGCGCCCUCUUCUGUCUUCGAAGGAGACAGCAUAGUUCUGAAAUGCCAGGGAGAACAGAACUGGAAAAUUCGGAAGAUGACUUACCACAAGGAUAACAAAGAGUUAUCUGUUUUCGAAAAAGUCUCAGAUUUCCUUAUCCAAAGUGCAGUUUUAAGUGACAGUGGUAACUAUUUCUGUAGUACCAAAGGAAACAUCUUUUUGCGGGAUAAACGUUCAGAUAUAGUAAAGAUAAAAGUCCAAGAGCUCUUUCAACACCCUGUGCUGACAGCCAGCUCCUUCCAGCCCAUCGAAGGGGGUCCAGUGAGCCUGAAAUGUGAGACCCAGCUCUCUCCACAGAGGUUGGAUGUUCAACUCCAGUUCUGCUUCUUCAGAGAAAAUCAGGUCCUGGGGUCAAGAUGGAGCAGCUCCCCGGAGCUCCAGAUUCCUGCCAUGUGGAGUGAAGACACAGGGUCUUACUGGUGUGAGGCAGAAACGGUGACUCACAGGAUCAGAAAACAGAGCCUCCGAUCCCAGAUUCAUGUGCAAAGAAUCCCCAUCUCUAACGUAAGCUUGGAGACCCGGGCCCCCGGGGGACAGGUGACUGAAGGACAAAAACUGAUCUUGCUCUGCUCAGUGACUGCGGGUACAGGAAACGUCACAUUCUCCUGGUACAGAGAGGCCACAGGAACCAGUCUGGGAAUGAAAACCCAGCAUUCCUUGUCAGCAGAGCUGGAGAUCCCAGCUGUGAAGGAGAGUGAUGCCGGCAAAUAUUACUGUAGAGCUGACAACGGCCAUGAGUCUAUCCAGAGCAAAGUGGUGAAUAUCCCUGUGAGAAUUCCAGUGUCUCGCCCCGUCCUCACCCUCAGGUCUCCUGGGGCCCAGACUGCAGUGGGAGACCUGCUGGAGCUUCACUGUGAGGCCCUGAGAGGCUCUCCCCCAAUCCUGUACCGAUUUUAUCAUGAGGAUGUCACCCUGGGGAACAGCGCAGCCCCCUCUGGAAGGGGGGCCUCCUUCAACCUCUCUCUGACUGCAGAACAUUCUGGAAACUACUCCUGUGAGGCUGACAAUGGCCUGGGGGCCCACCACAGUGAGGCAGUGCCAGUCUCCAUCUCAGGACCUGAUGGCCAUAGAAGAGACCUCAUGACAGCUGGAAUUCUCUGGGGACUGUUUGGUGUCCUUGUUUUCAUUGGUGUUGCUUUGCUGUUGUAUUCUUUGUUCCAGAAGAUAUCAGGAGAAAGUUCUGCCACUAAUGAACCUAGAGGUGAUUGCAGGCUGAAUCCUCAGGAGUUCACCUAUUCAAGCCCAAUCCCAAAAACGGAGGAGCUGCAGCCAGUGUAUGUCAAUGUGGGCUCUGUAGAUAUGGAUGUGGUUUAUUCUCAGGUCUGGAGCAUCCAGCAGCCAGAAAGCUCAGCAAACAUCAGGACACUUCUGGAGAACAAGGACUCCCAAGUCAUCUACUCUUCUGUGAAGAAAUCAUAACACUUGGAGGAAUCAGAAGGGAAGAUCAACAACAAGGAUGGGGCAUCAUUAAGACUUGCCAUAAAACCUUAUGUAAAUGCUCGAGGCUUAUCACCUGCCACAGCCACAACAUGCUUCAGGAGCCACCUCCUGUCAUCAUUUUUGUUCUGAUAUGUUCCUUCUCCAAUAUCUUCUUUUACUCAUUAAUAUUCAUUGAACUGUUACUACAUUCAGACACUGUGCAAAUAAAUUAUUUCUGCUACCUUCUCUUAAGCAA
Molecule: messenger RNA, 3137 nt
Organism: Macaca mulatta (Rhesus monkey)
Lineage: Eukaryota; Metazoa; Chordata; Mammalia; Primates; Cercopithecidae
Gene: FCRL2
Product: Fc receptor like 2
Biological process (GO): immune response; cell surface receptor signaling pathway
Cellular component (GO): external side of plasma membrane
Molecular function (GO): transmembrane signaling receptor activity
Source: RefSeq, a predicted model, not a curated record